Molecule: messenger RNA, 2185 nt
Organism: Hymenoscyphus albidus
Lineage: Eukaryota; Fungi; Ascomycota; Leotiomycetes; Helotiales; Helotiaceae
Source: the annotation of a GenBank genome assembly
CGCUCAUUGACAAGCAGAACCACAUCAGAACGUCAACACCAUACCACAAUCUACCACUACCACCAAACACCAAACACCGAACACCAAGUCAACAAUUACGGAAAAACUGCAGGCAUGGAAAAUAGAGAAUAAGCAGCAGGAGAGUGCGAAGAAAGGAGAAUCUGGAAGCAUUACGCCACAGGUCAACUACUGGAAGCGGGGCACUCGAUACCACCAUGGACGCCCUCUACAUAGAGCUGGCCAAGUUGCGAAAAGAUGCCACUCUGACCCAGAGUAUGGCCGAUGUCGACAAGAUUAUUGAACAGCUGGAGAGGGCAAAGGAGUGUAUAGUGCAGGGUAAGAAUUGCUCUGCUUUUGGAAAUCUGUUGUCUGAAAAGACGAGAACAGUUCCAAAGUUGCCGUCGCCUCAAAUGAUACCCUCUACAUUCUGUACAGUAUGCUGACAAGUCUUCCAGACCCAAACUCGGCCUCCAUCACCCUAACGAAACUCCAAAAUCCUAUAAAAAGUGGCUUCGACAAGGUCACCGAGGAUUUGACAAAGGUGGAUCGAGGGUUAAAAGCUUAUGGAAAGGCGUUAAAUAAGGUACGAAUAGCGGUCAGGAUAAGCUUGAGUCGAAGUAUGCUGAUAUCAAGAUUAGAAUUUUCCAGUCAAGGCCCUGCCUACGGAAUACGAUGCUCUCGCUUCCCAUCCAAACCUCAUCAACCGAGCUAUUGCUAUGCAUAUGCUACGAGAAGGUCAAUUCUCAGUCGCCUCUACCUUCCUUUCAGAAGCACAAGAAUACCCACCUCAACCCGAGCCUACGGUUGGCACACCAAACCCAUCCGAAGAAGAUGACGGAGAUCUCACAUCGUUGAAAUCCCGGGAGCUACAAGAGCGAUUCUCAAACAUGUACCAAAUACUCCAUGAACUAAAGGCCCGGAAUCUCCAUCCGGCCAUAGAAUGGGCGCGAAUGAAUUCAGAAGAACUAGAGAAACGAGGGAGUAACCUAGAAUUCGAAUUGAGCAAAUUACAAUACGUCUGGUUAUUUCUAGGGCCAGAAGUCAAUGGUCUCCCAGACGACAUCCACAACGGUUACAUGGGAGCUCUACAAUACGCUCGAGAUCAUUUUGGGCGUUUCCAGGGACGUCACUUGUUAGAUAUUCGAAAGUUAUCUGCAGCUUUGAUAUACCGCUCGAAUCUUCGUGAUUCACCAUACUACCGAACCUUUGAUACCUUGACAGCAUGGGACGACGUAUCAGCCUCUUUCACCCGAGAAUUCUGUUCACUUCUCGGUCUAUCCGCCGAAUCGCCUCUCUACAUAGCCGCAACAGCAGGAGCCAUCGCUCUACCCACUUUACUGAAACUUGCUUCAAUCGUAAAGGAGAAACGUACAGAAUGGACGACACAAAACGAAUUACCUGUGGAAAUAGCACUUCCAAGUAGCAUGAUCUUCCACGCCAUCUUCGUAUGUCCCGUCAGUAAGGAACAAACUACCGAUACAAAUCCACCAAUGAUGAUGCCAUGUGGACACGUAGUAGCGAAAGAAAGUCUGCAAAAACUGAGUAAAGGGAGCCGAUUCAAAUGUCCCUACUGUCCGAAUGAAAGCCAACCCAAAGAUGCGCGGGAAAUCAUCCUAUAAACUGCGGGAUGGAAUUAGGAUUACUUUAUGGAGUUUCGGCUAUGGAUCGGCGUGUGUGCGAACGUCAUCGGGUUGUAUACUUGUUUACAUGGGAAAGGCGUGACCAGGCAUGUUUGGCGUUUUCUGGGAGUUCCCUCUCUUCAGGUGUUAUGGGCGGCAUUAACCUUUGGGAACAGGUUAAGAAAGAGAUGCUAUUUAUGGGAUCGAGAUGUAUAGCAGGUAUAGGUAUGCGAGUCAGCCAGCCAGAUUUAAUGGUGUGUGGGGGGAAGAGGGUGUUUUCUGGCUUACUUAGAUGAGUAGGUAGGUAGCGUAGACCUUUGAAUGGAUAGUAUCCUACAUUUAUAUCUAGUACUCCUACCUAUGAGCAGGUACCUAAGUACAUUUAUUUCAUCACGCUUAGAGCGAUGAUACAGUACUUGUCAUUUAAUACCGAGGGUACGAGUACUAUAAAAAUAAUCCAGGUACGGAUAGGCUAGCUAACUAGCUACCUAGGUAGCUACAUUCUCACAUGUAAUACCUACCUACCCACUCUCCUCUCCUACUCUACCUACCUAUAGGUAGUUACA